AUGUCCGACACUUGUAUUGUCUGUUUAGGAGACCUUGGCGAAAGCGCCGGUAAUCCACUCGCCGCCGAGCCCGUGAACCCCGAUAAAGAUGUAUCGAAGGUUAGGCUCGACGAGGAUAGCCAGAUCGCUCAGUUACUUCCUUGCGGACAUAUACUGCACAAUAACUGUUUAAAGCCAUGGGUGGAGCGGGCCAACAGUUGUCCAAUAUGUCGCCGCAACUUCAACAUGGUUGAGUUGACCGACUCGCUUGGUGGCCCCGUGAUCUCAUCAUAUGCCGUCCAAGACCGAACCCAGGUUGCUGACGUCGACCCUUCGAUGGUCAUUGAAUAUGCCGAAGAUGAGCUCGCCGAUUUCCAACCGUGUACGAUAUGCGGCGAAGCAGAUAACGAGGAUGUCCUCCUUCUGUGCGAUGGAUGCGAUGCCCCUUCUCAUCUAUACUGUGUCGGUUUGGAUGAAAUACCCGCCGGCGCAUGGUAUUGCUCGCAAUGCGAAUCUCAACGUGCGAUCGGCCCUGCGACUGAGGUUUCUGCCGGAUCUGCAAGAGCCGAGCGACGGAACCGCCGUACUCGUGCUGAGCAGCGCCGUGCGCAAAGCUCCAACAACAUCAACUCGCUCCACUGGGCUCGGGUGUGGCAGUCCGUCUGGGAUCACCUUAAUAUCGAUCUGGAUUUCCCAUUCGACGACGACCGAUCGGUGCAGCGUGUUAUGCAGCAGCGCCGUCGGGAUGAGGCCAACCAGCGAGAGUUCCGGGCAUGGCAGCGUCGUUUUGAAGUCGCUGAGCGACAAGGCGGUGGUAGUCGGUUCCGGGACACAGCCUCGUUAUUUGACAUUGAACCCGCCCGCCCGUCGCGGCCUCGAGUACCCAGAGAACCGACGCCUGAGCCAGAGUCCCUCGAGGAAAUGCGAGCGUGGAAUGCCUUUGAGAGAGCUCGAGAGAUCGAGAAUAACCCAAAUGCGGCUCGAAAGCGCAAGGAGCCUACCAUGUCCCCGUCGCCCGAGCCGACCGAGCCAGAGCGCAAGCUCAAGCGCCCGCGCACUAGACGACCUCAAGAGCUGGCUGCCAUAGCCCAGCAACAUGGAGAAUCUUCCAGAGCUGCCAGCUCGACCGCACGCCUCGCGAAUGGGGAUAUUAGUAUAGGCGAGCCAAGCUUCUUGUCCUCUCUCUUGAAGGAGGUCGAAGACUCGUCAACUACAGAGCGCGCAACUUCACAUGGACCAUCGGCUCCCACUUCUAUAGCCCCUACCGACCAUGCCACUCCAGGUCCAUCUUCUCCAUCCAUCUCCCCCGUUUCCUCCAACCACUCAUCUCCUCGAAUUUCAUCUACGACACCACCACCUUUCUCUCGCAGUCGACCCAUCUCUCCUCUUCAACUCUCCUCUCCUGCCGAACCCUCCUCGCCUCCAUUCUCCCCGGAGGUGUCAUUAUCCGGCAGCCCGGCGUCAUCACCGAGUAAAACAAGUCCGCUGCCGGCCCGUGAAGCCGGUCGCCCACGCGCUCGUAUCCCCCGACGAGCCGUGCAUCACUUCAGCUCUCCCGACACCUCACCAACCCGCGCUGGCCUCUCCUUAGCUGUCAAAUCCGACAUCCAAAAGAUGGUCGGCGCAGCGCUCAAACCGCACUACCGAGCCAAGACCAUCUCCAAAGACCAAUUCACAGAGAUCAACCGCACCAUCUCGCGCAAACUAUACGAGCGCGUGGGAACAGCCGAGUCCCUCGACCCCGAGCCCCGCACGGACAUCGAAGCCGUCGCGAAACAUGAAGUGCAAAAUACCAUCCUCGCGCUGCACAAGAAAGACAAACAACCCAUGCUGACAUCUGACUCUGAUGGCGAUGUACAAUGA
Penicillium atrosanguineum is the source of this 1842-nucleotide messenger RNA. Its product is annotated as putative PHD and RING finger domain protein. The record is from RefSeq and is a predicted model, not a curated record. The coding region runs from base 1 to 1842 and encodes 613 amino acids. The transcript is spliced from 2 exons. NCBI's taxonomy places the organism in Eukaryota, Fungi, Ascomycota, Eurotiomycetes, Eurotiales, Aspergillaceae.